AUGGAAGACCAAUUUUCUGAAGAUUAUCACCUCUCUCUUCAGUAAGGUUCUAUUUUCUCUAUCAUUAAGCUUCUGCUAGACUCUCCGAUAGAUAUUAAGAUAAAUUUAAGCCUCAUUCAAUUUUACUAGAUUAUAAUCCUGUGCCUAACAAAAAUACAGAAUAAUCUUAAAUUUAAGUUUGGGAAUCAGUUUCUGAUACUCCAUUUAAAGAAUCUAUUUAAUAGCCAUCUAUUAAUGGUAUCAAUAUGAAAAAUUCUUUAGUUUUACAAGUAACUAAUAUUUUGUUAUUAGAAUCGAACAAUGACUCAUAUACCAACAGUUAAAAGAAUAAAAUAAAUUAUAAGUAGGAACAAACUCAUAUUGGAAGUCAAAGAUAAACUUAUGAGGAUAGGUUAUAUUUAUCCUAAAAAUAAAAAAACCCAUCUGAUUAAUUUUCUUAAAGAAACCUAUCUGGGAGACUUAAAUAAAGAUUAAAUAAGAAAAUAAAUUUUUUUUGAACCUAUUAAAAUUAAACUUCCAACCUUUAGUCCAACCAGCAAAUUUAUCCUAAUUUGGCAAAUUUUUAGAAUUAUUUAAAUAAUGUUUUUAUUAUGGUGGGUUCCAUUCAAAAUAGCAUUUACUCCUGAGGGUACUACUGAUAUAAAAAAUAUUGAAUAAUCCUUAGUUUACUUUAUGAUUUUUGACUUAAUAAUUAAAUUAAAUGUUGGCAUUAUUGAUCAAGGCUAAAUUAUGAAGGAUCGCCUUUUCAUCCUACUCUAUUAUAUAAAAUAUGAAUUGUACGAAGAUAUCAUUUAUUUGAUUACUUUGAUCAUCAUCAUAAGAGAAUAGCCAAUUGACACUUAUUUAAUAAAAGAAAUAAUAGUUUUAACAUAAUUUAUUCUUAAUUUCUUUAAAUUAAAAAAGAAGAUAAAAACUUAUGAAGAGACUCUGACAACAUAAUCUACUUUAAUUGAAUUAGCUAAUUUAUCCUAAUUAAUUAUUGUAAUAUUCUAUUUUGCUCAUUUUAUGGCAUGUGUAUGGUAUUAUGUGGGUAUAAAAAGUUUAGAUUAAUUCAAUGAAUCUUGGAUAAUCAAAUAUAAAUUAAUUGAUGCUCCAAUAUCUUAUUGUUAUGGAUAUUCAUUUUAUUGGGCUACUGCUACAAUGGUUACAGUAGGUUAUGGAGAUGUUACUGGAUAAAAUAUUUAUGAAGUUCUUUGUUCUAUUAUAUUAAUGUUUCUAGCUAGUGGAAUAUUUGCAUUUUCAAUAAAUUCUAUUGGUUAGAUAUUUAGUAACAUUGACAAUUAAUAAUAAGUAUAUAAAAGAACACUUUUACUGAUUAACCAUUAUAUGUAAUUUAAUGAAGUUUAAAUAUCAUUAUAAAGUAGAAUAAGAAAUUAUAUUAAAUAUUUUUUUGAAUAAGAAAAUAAGGGUAGUAAAAAUGAGAUUGAUUUAGUUUUAAAUCAAUUAUCAAAUAAUUUGAGAUAAGAACUUUUAUAGGAUGUAUAAUUAAGAGUUUUGAAAUAGGCAGACUUUUUUAAAAAGAAUUUUUCUCAAUCAACUAUUAGAUUAAUUGCUGAUCAUGUUAAAUUUUAAUAAUGUACACCUAAAGAGUUAAUUUAUAAAUAAUAAAAUAAUGACGAUAAAUCUAUUUAUAUUAUUUAAAAAGGUGAAAUAUAAUUAAUUGAUGAUAAUUCAGGAAAGAUUCUUAAAAUAUUUACUAAAGGUUAAACCUUUGGAGAAUUAGAAUUUUUAUCCUUUUAAGCUAGAUUUUGUAGUGCAUAUAGUGUUACAUUCAGUUAAAUCUAUAAAAUUGCAAGAGAAGAUUUUCUUAAUUUAAUAAAGGAUAAUCCUGUAGAUUAUUAAAAAUUUUAAUAAAUGAAAGAUUAAAUUUAAUUAAAAUAUCAAAAUGAAUAAUUUAAAUGUUAUGCAUGUGAUGAAAACCACCUUAUUUGGGAUUGUCACUUUUUAUUUUAUAAGCCUAAUAUUGAAGUUAUGAUUAAGAAAUCUUUAUUCAACACAGAAUAAAGAAGAUCAAAUUUUAAAAGAUCUGAUAAAAGAUAUUUAAAUAUCUUACACAAAAGUCUAGAUAAUGAAGAUUCUAUAGAAUAAACAUAAAAGAUAGGUUCAGUUCCUUCUGAUACUUCAUCUGAGAUUUCCUCAUAAGAUAGUAAAGUACCAGAGAUAGAAUAAACAAAAGUUCGAGAUUCCCUUUCAAAAUUAGGAUAAUAACAUUAAUCAAGAAAAAGUUCGGCACAUAGUAAAUCAGGAUAAGGAAUAGUUGAAGAAUUUAAUUUUCAUUUAAAUAAAAGAUAAUCUAAUCGUUAAAGUGUUAGAUAAACAGAAAUUGAUACUCCUUUAACAUAGAAAAGAAAAUCAAUUUAAUAGGUAUUUUCAUAGGAUGCUAAAAAUUCUUUAUCUGCUCCUUAAUUGGCUCCAAUUAAAGAAGAAACCAGAAAAGAAAAUAAGGAUUAUAAUUAAAAUCUUAAAAGUUUUCAUUAAUUAGAUGAAAUAAUAGAUAACAAAUACUAUUAUGAUGAUGAAAUUGAUUCAGUAUUUUCAUUUUAAUAUUACUUUCCACAUAAUAACAUUGAAAAUGUUUUAUAGGAGUACUAAAGAUUUUAAAAGUAAUUCAGAUAAAAAAAAUUCAAAGUUAUAAAAAGUAAAUAUAUGUUCCACAAAAUUACCAAAGCUACUAAACAAAAAUAAAAUAAGCAUAAGAAAGAUCAACCAUCAGCAAAUUCCUUAAUAAUUAGAGAAAAUGUAUGA
Molecule: messenger RNA, 2745 nt
Organism: Paramecium pentaurelia
Lineage: Eukaryota; Ciliophora; Oligohymenophorea; Peniculida; Parameciidae
Source: the annotation of a GenBank genome assembly